UGAAGUGAAAUUUCUAGGUGUUAACAGCUGUUUUGAUGACACUCUUUGUGAUAAUUAUGUUGCGAUUCUUUUGUGCAUAUGACGACACGUUGUCUCCCGAUAAUCGAAACAGUUUUUAUAUACUCAAACUCAAGGUUUCUAUUUAAGAAUAAUUUGGAUUUAUACGCGCAAUUGACAAGUUUUUUCCACUAAAAUUAAACUCUACGUGGGGUAUCUGGUAUUUCUUGAGCCAAUAGGGUUUAGCGUCGGUUAACCCUUCUACCAAUUAGGCGUUUAUUGAAGCGAGAGAACACUUUUCGGUGAUAAUAAGAAUUUUGGAUAAUUCGUAAAGACGUUCGUAUCUGUUCAUAGUUGCUAGAGUGAACGCGGCCCGUAAUUUUCAAGUAAAAGAUUGAUAGUAAAAUUUCCAAUGGGUGAUCCGCGACGAUCUUUUAACGGAUUUUCCGCGCUAGGUUCGGACGAAGAACUUGACGUUUUUGGCGAUAGCGAACCGUUUUACCAAUUGGCGGCGCAACUUCGCGCUGCUGCGAUGGUGAACGAUCACGCAGAUUCGACGACCAGUGGGCCCUCGACAUCGCGACCCCCUGCUGAACAACCGGUGAUAGCCGAUGGUCAGCAAGCCCCAAUAGCGAGACCAGUGAUCACGGCGCCAGCGAUGCCCUUGCCGAACUUUCAAGCGACAUUUGGUCCACCGCCACCUGUUACAGUGCUAUAUCCGCCGCGAUUUGAAGUGAUUUCCGGACAAUUUCUGGGAAUUCCUCCGAUCUGCACGUCGAUUGUUUUCUGCCCCGAGUUGAAUUGUCGCGUGGGGGUGAUUGGUUAUGGGGGACGUUUGCUAAUUUAUAUUUCCUACCAGUAG
Zophobas morio is the source of this 859-nucleotide messenger RNA. RefSeq lists its product as uncharacterized. The record is from RefSeq and is a predicted model, not a curated record. The transcript is spliced from 2 exons. NCBI's taxonomy places the organism in Eukaryota, Metazoa, Arthropoda, Insecta, Coleoptera, Tenebrionidae. Bases 410 to 859 code for a protein of 149 amino acids.